CUGUCAGCAGCAGGAAUCAAUAUCACACACAGCAAUGGUUGGAAACAGAACUUUCCUGUUAUGUUUACUGGGGGUUUCCUCUGUUAUAUAUCUCGGGUUAUGGAGGCACGAAAUAGACAUUGCUGUAUGGGCAGGAAGAAUAUUCUUGUUUCUUGGUUUACUUACGCUGAUUAUUUCUGUUUUGACUCCAUCGGUUCCUUUAUCUCGUCCAUCAGUAUCUCUCUCAGAUGAUGAAAUACAGAAACGUCAAAGGAUUGCAAGAAAGGAGCAGCAAGAGCAGUUGAGCAGAAAGGCCAGCAGCUACUUGGAAACAGUUAUGAAUCCACGUGCAGAACUGAAACUGAAAAAACGAGAGAAACACUUUUACACGAUGACUGGUGAAACAUGGAAGUUAACACCAGGCCAGAGACUUGGGGAGGGUGAAGAGUCAGGUGAUAAUAGCAAUGACGCAAGUGUUGGAGCUGAAAGUCCAAAUAAUGAAGCUUUGAGCAAAAGAAAACUUCCAGAGCAUGUGACAAAACCGGCUCCAAAAGCUGAACAGCCACAGCCUAAAAAGAUUAUAACGUUGCCUGAAGAACCAAGCUCAUCAGAAGAAGGAGUUGUUACCAUUGCUCUUCGCUGUCCGAGUGGACGUGUUUUUAGAAGGAGGUUUUACAAAUCAUGUAGCUCUAUUAUAUUGCUGGAUUGGAUGAUGAAAAUUGGAUACCAUUCUGCAAUUUAUACUCUCAGCACUCCUUUUCCAAGAUGUCAUUUAGAACUCAGAAAGGACUUAUGUUUGGAGAAUGUUGGAAUAUUAAAAGACACAGUCUUAAAUGUUGAAGAAAAAGAUCCUUCGUAAUGUUCAUUCCACAUUUAAAGAGGCAUAAAAGUCGGUAGCCUCAGAAUGCUAAACAACUUUCCAAUUUACUUCUAUUAUCUAAUUUGCUUCAUUUUCUUGGUAUCCUUUGUUGAAGAAACCGUAAUAGACAUGGGUGGGCCAAUAACAUGAGACAUAUAAAUACAGCCACCAAUCAGCAGCACCUGAACCUAUCUAUGUAGGCUUUUUAACAAAGGAUACCAAGAGAACUAAAAAAAAUUAGGUAAUAGAAGUAAAUUAGAAAGUCGUUUUAUUUUAAUGAUCUCUCUAAAUAAUGAAAGAAAAAUUUGGGGUUUCAUGUCCCAUUAACAGUGCAGAUAAUGUAAAAACUCCCUUUUAUGUCCCUUUAACUGCAUUUAACAAAUGCACACUUACAAAAGCCCACUGAACUUUUAGAUCCGUGCAGUGACACUGAUGUUAUUUUCCAUUUUUUUAAAAUAUUUGCAACUUUUUAACAGUCAAUGACUAUUAUUUCAUUGUUAAAGGGACAGUGUACCCUAGGUAGAGUGUAUUUAAUUGUUUACAAAUAGCUCCUUUACCUUUAUUUCAGCAUUUGAAAAAAGCUAAUUUUUCUUGUGGUAUCCCUAUCUAUACUAAAAGCUUAUAUACUUAAAGGGACAGUAUACACCAAUUUUCAUAUAACUGCAUGUAAUAGACACUACUUUAAAGAAGAAUAUGCACAGAUACUGAUCUAAAAAUCCAGUAUAAAACCUUUUAAAAACUUACUUAUAAACUCACAGUUUAGCAGUGUUGAUGAGAUUAGGCUGGGGCACCCACUGAAAGGGGCUGGGUAAACAAAAAGAGAAGACACUCCCCACUUCCCCCCUUCCCUGCAUAUAAAAAGACAGAUAACAUAAACAGGAACCUGAAGGAGUCUGUAAAC
Molecule: messenger RNA, 1739 nt
Organism: Bombina bombina (fire-bellied toad)
Lineage: Eukaryota; Metazoa; Chordata; Amphibia; Anura; Bombinatoridae
Gene: UBXN8
Product: UBX domain protein 8
Exons: 8
Coding region: 35-838 (267 amino acids)
Cellular component (GO): nucleus; endoplasmic reticulum
Molecular function (GO): ubiquitin binding
Source: RefSeq, a predicted model, not a curated record